Didymodactylos carnosus is the source of this 828-nucleotide messenger RNA. NCBI's taxonomy places the organism in Eukaryota, Metazoa, Rotifera, Eurotatoria, Philodinida, Philodinidae. The record is from the annotation of a GenBank genome assembly.
AUGUUAUGUCACGUGCUAGAGUCGUGCCAUAAGAAAGAAGAUCAUAGUCAAGGUUAUUGCGCAAGCAUACUCACUGCUAUGGUGCAAGAAUAUAUUCAAGGUUAUUGCGCAGACCCCAGUCAAGGUUAUUACGCCGAGUCUACUCAAGACAUUUGGGGUGGACAAUUUCACAUUCAUCAAAUAGUGAUGGUUUAUGAUCAAAAAUGUACAAUCGUUCCUGGCAUCGACUUUUUACAAGCAACAAUAUUAGAAAUACAAUAUAGUCACGAACCACAACGUUGUUUGGUGAAAUUAAAUUAUGAGCAAACUGAGUUAUAUGUUGACUCUAGUGCCAUAUUUCAAAUGCCAUUUCAAGGUUUAGAAGAUGAUGAUAUGGACCAUGAUAAACUGGCAUGUUUGAAACAUGAAUUAUAUGUUGAUCCAUUUGAUAGUCGAUAUACUGCUAGUGAAGCAGAUGAAGAAGAAGGAUUCUCAAAAACAAAUUCCCAAUCCAUAACAUCAGUGAUAACGCCAGCAACAGUGAGAAAACACUAUUUCCAUGGUCAACACAUGUGUGAUCUCGGCUGUUAUCUUCAAAAUAAAUCACAGCGAUUUAUAGAAAGUGUCACGAAACGGAUACAAUCUAACACGGAAAAAACAUUAAAAAAGGAAAAAACAAAUUCAUCAUUUGAAGAACAACUCCCAGUUUUUGACAGGGAAGAAAUUAUGUGGCCUGAAGAUGGUGAGGUAUGGUUUUACCAUGAAAUAAAACGACAACGUCAACAAUUUAUUCGAUCAAAACCGUCUCAUUCACAUGAUGAUGACAUGGUGGAAAGCAUAGGCAAAUGA